AUGCCACAGAAAGAUUACAGAAGUCAAACAAGCUGGGAGGGUGGUGUGGCCUCCAUGAUGCAAAACAGUCACAGUGGAGUAAACCAGCUGGGUGGUGUGUUUGUGAAUGGGAGGCCUUUACCUGAUUCUACCAGGCAGAAGAUAGUGGAGCUGGCACACAGUGGAGCUCGACCCUGUGACAUAUCCAGAAUUCUGCAGGUGUCUAACGGCUGUGUGAGUAAGAUCUUGGGCCGGUAUUACGAGACCGGUUCCAUCCGUCCUCGAGCAAUAGGAGGCAGUAAACCCAGAGUGGCGACUCAAGAAGUGGUGGGAAAGAUCGCACAGUACAAGAGAGAGUGUCCAUCCAUUUUCGCUUGGGAGAUCAGAGACCGACUGCUGGCAGAAGGGGUCUGCACCAACGACAAUAUACCCAGUGUUUCAUCAAUAAAUCGAGUGCUCAGGAACCUGACCAGUGACAAGCAGCAAAUGGGAACAGUAGUGGCUGAGGCGAUGUUUGAUAAACUCAAGAUGCUGAAUGGACAAACCAACUGGGGGGGGCGCUCAGGGUGGUACGCUGGAACUACACUCACUUCUACUGAGUGUCCACAGGCAGAAGGAGGGGAGAGCACCAUAUCAGUCAGUUCCAAUGGUGAAGACUCUGAGGAGACUCAGAUGAGGCUUCAACUGAAGCGAAAACUACAGAGAAACAGAACGUCUUUUACACAGGAUCAGAUAGAAGCACUGGAGAAAGAAUUUGAAAGGACACACUAUCCAGAUGUGUUUGCUCGAGAGCGCCUUGCCAAUAAAAUAGACCUUCCUGAGGCAAGAAUACAGGUCUGGUUUUCCAACAGACGGGCAAAGUGGAGAAGAGAAGAGAAGCUGAGAAACCAACGACGUCAGGUGUCCAACUCCUCCAGCCACAUCCCCAUCAGCAGCAGCUUCAACACCAGUGUUUACCAGCCUCUACCACAGCCUACUACACCAGUGUCCUUCUCAUCAGGAUCAGUGUUGGGAAGGCCUGAUCCACUUCUGUCCAACAGCUACAGCAUACCAGCUAUGCCUAGCUUCAGUAUGGCUGCCAGCCUGCCGAUGCAAGCAUCCAGCCAGACCUCUUAUUCCUGCAUGCUGCCCACCAGUCCCAGUGUAAAUGGAAGAAGUUAUGAGACAUAUACCCCUCCACACAUGCAUCCACACAUCAACAGCCAGUCAAUGACAUCCUCUGCAACGUCCUCAACAGGUUUGAUUUCCCCUGGUGUCUCAGUUCCAGUCCAAGUUCCAGGAAGUGAAGCAGACAUGUCACAUUACUGGCCACGCCUGCAGUGA
Pleuronectes platessa (European plaice) is the source of this 1302-nucleotide messenger RNA. RefSeq names its product paired box protein Pax-6-like. The transcript is spliced from 11 exons. The record is from RefSeq and is a predicted model, not a curated record. The coding region runs from base 1 to 1302 and encodes 433 amino acids. NCBI's taxonomy places the organism in Eukaryota, Metazoa, Chordata, Actinopteri, Pleuronectiformes, Pleuronectidae. Gene Ontology annotation, biological process: regulation of transcription by RNA polymerase II; anatomical structure development. Gene Ontology annotation, molecular function: DNA-binding transcription factor activity, RNA polymerase II-specific; RNA polymerase II cis-regulatory region sequence-specific DNA binding.